CUUUUAUGUUCCGCAGAAGAAAGUAACUCAAACAGGUUUGGAAUGACAUGAGUGUGCGUAAAACAUUGAGAAAAUCUUCAUUUUUGGGUAAACUAUCCCCCUGUUUAUUUUGUACUUUUUGUUAUGACUGUUACAUCAAAUAGCACCACAGUUUGUUUCCAUCUAGAAAACAAACCUGAACCACCAAGCUGAUAUUGAAAGUAAUCGUAGAGUAAUAAGCAUAAAUAGAGUUUUUUUUAACACACCUUAUUUAAUUGCACUUGUAAAUGAACUGAUCAACAGAGCAGAGAACUGUUUUAUACAUGUAUUUAAUUUGAAAUGUCAAUCGAUCCGGAUCUGUUGGUGCAGUGUAACUUAAAGUUAAUACCUCAGCCCCUUGCUUCUUUAUUGCAGGGUUUAAGAUCAGUUACAUGAAGAACAUAAGCAGAGGUAUCUAAUAGACCAGCCUAACACAUAUUUCUAGUUCAGUGAGAAUAUUAGAGGCUAUAUAGGAUAGAAUGUGAGGAGUCUAUUCAUCAGAACGGCACAAAGGAUCUUGGGACACCAGUGAUUCCAAGUGCAUUACUCUCUACAAUAAUUAGUUUUGAGUGCUGAGAGAGAGACCAUAGGGAACAAAUUUAAUUAAGUCGAACAGCAACCUAGAUCACUAUGCUAUGUGAUUGAGGUGGAUGCGAAGACUAUUUAAGAUAUUUUUAGUUUGAAUUAAUUGUAUUUGUUUUUUACUCAUUAGUAUUCAUUUGUCUCUGUGAUACCCACUGAACAGUAAUGAGUCUUAGCAGUUAGUUUCACAUACUCUAAUAUUCAGUGUUAGUUUUUUUUUUUUUUUUUUAUUAUUAAAGAUAUUUGAAUGGAAUUUAUGUCCAAGAUAAUUUAAUUAAAUGUAACAACCCAUGUUAUUAUCCCCCAAACACACAUUUAUUGUAUUACUUUGUAGGUUUUUCUUUCCUAGUUUUUAACAAUAAAGUAAAUUCAGAUGUGCUUCUGAAUAUUUAGUUUGCAGAUUUUGCUAUAAUAAUUACAAAACAGACAGGGAUCACAAUCCAUUACUCAGUUCUAUUGUAUUUAACGCUGUCAUGUUGAAGAAAGCAAGCUUUUAAAGGGCUUCACAAUGAUCGUAAUCAUCAUGACGCCAGCUAAACAAAGAGCCGUUAUCCAUAUCAGACCUUUGAAGACUUCCAGGUUUAUUAUCUGUGACAACAGUGGAAAAUAUUAAUGGGAUUUUGGCAUAAUGAAUGAAUGGCCCAAUUUAAUACGAAGAAUUCAAGGUACAGAAGAGCAGGAAUGAGACAUCAUGUCCUAUCUGGAUAUGAAAAGCAAACAACCCAUCAGAGGAUAAUUCCCCCUGUCUGAGCCAGUAGAGUUGUAAAGGCAAAGCAGUCGAUACACUGUCAGCAAACAACAUAUAUUUCGACAUAUUCUAUCAAUUACCAUGGUGAUCAUUCAGGGACCAUAAUAUAUAUAAAAGUAUAAUGAUAUUUCCGUAUGAAACCACCACAGUACCAUAUUACCGCCAAUGUGCUUUAUGUAAGGCUAUUAUAGUAUUUGUGUCAAUGCUGGUUUCCUUAGUGAUACACAAGGAUAUCCUUCUUAAGUAAAAAUCCACCUUUGUUCCUGAUAUAAAUAUCCUCAUCUGCCAUAAAGAAGGGUUGAGUGUCAGCAUAGAAUAUAAGGAUUAGCUUUUUUGAUUUGUAAGUGACCUAAGAGCACAAACCCCAAAUCAUACAAGCCCAGCCUUUGACACAAGGAAGUGCCAUUCUGAAUUGAAAAUGCCGUGUGAGUGUCAGUUGAAUGGAAAAUAAAUGAUAUAUAUUUCUAAUAAAUAUUAUUAUUAAAUAUAAAAUUGUAUAUGUAUAAAAAUAAUAUUUUACAUACUUCAGUCUUCAGUGUCACAAGAUCAUUCAGAAAUCAUUCUAAUAUGCUGAUGUGGUGCUCAAGAAACAUUUUGUAUUAUUUUCAAUGUUGAAAACAGUUAUUCUGUUGGAAACCAUGAUACAGUUUUCUCAGAAUUCUUUGGUAAAAAGAAAGUACAAAACAACAGCAUUUAUUGGAAAUAGAAUCUUUUGUAACAUUACAAAUGUAUUUACUGUCACUUUUGAUCAAUUUACUGCACUCUUGCUGAAUAAAAGCAUUAACAAAAAAUUUUUACUCGCACCAAACUUUUGUAGCAGUAGUGUUUUAUAUUUAUUGAAAAAAAGAAAAUGAAAGGCCUAUUGUGCUAUUUUAUAAAGGAGGCUACAAAUUUGCCGAAUGUUUCCACUAUUCCAAAACAAAGGCCCUGUAGAUUUGUGGCAGUAAAUGAGGAUUAUGAUCUAAAGAUAUUCAUGUUAUUUAACCUAUGAUCUGACCCUAGCAGUGAAAGUUGCCAAAUCUCUCUGUAGCAUCAUAUUUACUAGUAGAUGCCAAUAAAAAAAUCUGUUUUGAAGGAAGAAAUCACACUGCUGGCAUCUGACACGGGCAGGGGUCAUGCUUAAGCUUUGUUAAACCUGUCUGUGAUUCUCCACAGAUUCUCCUGAGAUUUAUCUGGAUCUAUGGCUCAUCGCACAGAGAAAGAAAAGAAAAACGCUGAAACAAAGUGCUUAGUUUGCAGCUUAAAGCAGAGCCCUCUCAUUACAGAGUAAUCCACUGACCUUUUCACACCACUUAACAGUGUUUACACGCAGUGGUUGCCUUUCAAUCACACAUGCUCUUCUUUUGGACCUGUUGAUAUAUGUGAUAACAGAUUUAGUAUACUCAGAAAAGGUGUUUAAGGAAUAAGCCAUUGGUUGUGAUUAGAUCUCUGGGUUCUAAUUGUACAUUUUCUGUCAAGUCAUACUUGAAGUAAAGCAGGAUACUGUUGGUAGAAUAAGAAUAGUUGGUGUAUAAGUGUUAAGUGACUAAAUAAGCACUAACUGGGAACAUCUGGUACAAAAUACAUUAUUUUUAUAUUGUCAAGCUAUCAACCAAACAAAGUGACUCAAGACUAAAUUGAAACAUUAUUGUGAAUGGAUGAUAGUCAAAACAAAGCCCAUGAGUGCACUGUGAUGUGCUUAAUUAAUGUUUUCCUCACCCUUGCAAUUAUGUUGUCUGAUUUCUGAUCUAUUUAAUUGGUUAUCCAAUAAUGCCCAGUAGGAUUAAUUUAUGAAACACGGGCAGAAUGAAUUUGUGUAAACAGUUUGCCAAUUCAUUCUUAUGUAAGUUGUUUUGUCAAUGUAUACCUGUAUAAAAAUACCUUACAAAAAGAACAAAUAUGCAUAUUUUAUGUUAUAAAGACAGACAGACAACUUAAUAAAUGAUAAAAAAACAAAAUUAUUUAUUUAUCGGUCAUUAUGAUGAGCCCUGAAUUUAGCUCUUCUAUGGUGUCAGGUUAUGUUAAUACAAUAUUCAAUAUAUUUCAACCGAUAUGUCAAGAAUACAGUUUCUUUUAGCAUUUCGCAGAAAUCAGGCAACAGUGCCUAAAACAGUCAAAUGUUUUUUCAGGGAACACCUCAUCCAAAGAAAACAAUGUUACCAUGGAAACGGACAAUCCACUAAUAACAGAAGUAAACAAACAACAACAACAUAAAAAAAACUCAGCUGUCAACCCCUGGCUGUUUUUUUUUUUUUGCCUUAUCAAAACAGUCACAUGCUUUGACUCCCAUUGCUAAAUCAUGUGUGUUUGCAUUAUCAUCCUUAUUUAUUGUGUUUCUAGGAUUACCUUUGGAUCAAUAUAGAGAUCUCUGACAUUUCGUACAGUGUUAACUAGGGUGAAAAGAGCCAUCACCUUAUUGUCUCCACUCCCUGGGGGCACGACACUUACUCCAUGAGUUCAUGUAUUAGGAUGCCAAGGGUAUCCAUGUUUAAGCAAGUAAACAAAGAAACCAGGCCAUUGUCAACUGCAUGUCUUUGAAGGCCCACGUUGUGUAGAGUUUCAGCAAGUGCCCUCAGGCGGUCGACUAUGGGACUUUAUUCACAAUAGGGCUGGUCCUGAACAGUGGACACACCAAACUUCUCUGACCUUAUUUCAUUCCCAUAAAGGAAAGUGCUCUAUAAAAGCACUCUUAGUUCACAAGAAGAUCUCAGAGGCAGAGGAUACCCAAACCAACCGCAAACAUGGUACAAGGUUCAAAUUCGGCAAACAGCAGGAAAUAUAUUCUCCUCAACGCUUUCCUCUUCCUCCUAGCAACAAAAUUCGACAAAAGCAUUCAGUUAACGUUGACCGAUUGUGGAUUAGAUUACAGACGUCCAGAGUACACAGACAUCUCGGUGGAGUGUGGAACGGAAUACAUCGGUCUGGCCAUCAAAUUCUGUCCUGUUCUAUACACCGGCUACAAUGAAUCAGAGUUAAUCCUCAACAACGUCUUCAAUAACCCAGAUUGCAAGGGGACCCUCGACGUUACCACCUCACCUCCAGUGGCCCGAUUUAAGUUCCCGCUUAACUCAACCAAUGCCUGUGGCAGCAGUUUUGUUACGAUCAAAAGUGCAGGGACAGGCGUAUUCUCAGACUUCUCCAACAUCGAGACCGUCAACGUCAGUGGAGCUGUACGAUCGAAGGACAUCACAACAGGCACCGUGACUUAUAACGCCGAGCUGAAGUACUACUACUCAUGCUCCUAUCCUCUGGAGUACCUGAUCAACAACACUCGGGUGGAUGUGUCGGCCUCCUCGAUUGCAGUAAAAGACAACAAUGGCAGUUUCAUCAGCACUCUGAGACUUAGACUCUUCAGAGACAUAAACUACACCCAGCCUCUUGUCAUGCAUCCCAUCGGUAUUGAGCUGAGGACAAAUGUGUUUGUGCAAGUGGAGGCCACCAACUUGACCUCCCAGUACUUUUUGCUGCUGGACAGAUGCUAUGCCUCCAUUUCCAGCACACCCACCACCAACAACUACUUCAACCUCUUUGUGCCAUGUGAAAUGGAUCGGCUCACUAAAAUGCUGGUGAACGGGGAGAUGCAGCUUGCUCGGUUCUCGUUUCCUGCCUUCCGCUUUACAGAGCAGCAGAACCAGACAGUGUCAACAUACUUUCUGCAUUGCAUCACAAGACUGUGUGAAAUAUCAAGCUGCAGCACAUUUAGGCAAUGUGGCAAAAUAAAAAGGAGAGACGUUGCGCCCAUCACUCCUUCUCCAAAUGGAGUCACAGACAGCACCACCAUCACAUCACCCGCCAUCGUCAUACGUGCAGAUAACGUGGUGGCAACAAAAGAGGAAGAUGUGUCAAUCAGCACAAAAAAACCCGUGGACUCCUCUGUGGGUCUCGGCGUGGCUGUGGGUAUCCUGGCAUUCGCCUGCAUCAUGGUCGUGGGAAUGGGAGCACUUUUCUACAAAAGCCACUGGCACAACGCACCAACAAAAAUGCCCCGGUGAGCAGAGAUGCCCUGCUGCUGCUCCAAGAGAGGAUCUCCCACCACUGGAGAGCUGAGCAGGGCUCAGUAUAGAACUUUUCGGACAACAACUUCAUCUUUCCUAUAGUGUUUCUUGGUGAAUAAUCAUAGCAUAACUUGGUUUAGAAGAGCAACAGUGCACUACAUCAGCUCUACACAUGAAACUUGUGUUUAAGUGUAGCUUAGACUUGGGGAUACAUGUUAAAAGCACAUCCAAAACAGAGAUUUAAUCCUUAGCUUAUAGAUAAGGCAAUAUGAAUUCUCUGUGAUUUUGUGUUUUUUGAAUUGAAGUGCAUUAAAAUUGAAAGUAUUGACUGACCCAUCAAAUGAAUCCAAUCCCAGUGAGCACAUGCUGUGGUACCUGUAAAACACAAAAAGGAAGUAUGAAUGUAUGUGGAGGGUUUGGAAGUGAGAGAGCUCUUUAAGACACUCCCUAAUAACUUCCAAAAUAUUUUACUGUAUGUGUUAUUUAUUAAAGACUUCUGCUUAACCCUCAUGAAAUGUUGACACCCCCAAAUCUAAAAUAUACUCAUGUACAGCCCAAAACAUCCCUGCAUUCACAAUGAAACUUGUAACUUUUAAAUCAUCACUUUUGAGCACACACUAUAGCAGAGUAUUACAGAUUCCUUCUGCUUGUCCAACUUCAUAAAUAAAGAAAUGGGAAUGAAAGCAAUUUUGAAGGAGAGUGCGGCAAUGCGUUGAUUUUUAGAUCUGAAGUUAUGUUCUUGGCUCUGCACUUUGUAUCAUUAUAAUUCCUAUGGCAGGCUGAGCUCUUAAAGUAGAUGUAUAUUUGUGAUUCCUCCAUUAAUGCAUGCUUCAAAUGAAUAAAGACUGCUGGUACAAGAACAAA
Messenger RNA from Megalobrama amblycephala (Wuchang bream), 6186 nucleotides. Its product is annotated as zona pellucida-like domain-containing protein 1. Bases 4069 to 5319 code for a protein of 416 amino acids. NCBI's taxonomy places the organism in Eukaryota, Metazoa, Chordata, Actinopteri, Cypriniformes, Xenocyprididae. The record is from RefSeq and is a predicted model, not a curated record. Gene Ontology annotation, cellular component: cell surface. The transcript has 11 exons.